AUGGGUCGUCUCCAAGGAAAGAACGCCGUCAUCACCGGUGCCGCUGGUGGCAUCGGUCUCGAAACCACCAUCCUCUUCGCCCGCGAAGGCGCCAACGUCCUCAUGGCCGACAUCUCGGAGCCCGCCCUCGCAAAGGCCAUCGCUAAAGUGAAGGAGGUCGUCCCCAACGCUCCCCGUCUCGAAACUAUCCGCUGCGAUGUGUCCAAGGAGGCCGACGUGCAGGCCAUGGUCGAGUCGCAGGAUAGCUGGGGCGGCACCGACGUGAUCUUCAACAACGCGGGCAUCAUGCAUGCCGAUGACGCCGACGCAGUCGACACACCCGAGAAGAUCUGGGACCUCACGCAGAACAUCAACGUCAAGGGGGUCUGGUUCGGUUGCAAGCAUGCCGUGCUGAGCUUGCGCCGCAACAACAAGAAGAACGGCAGCAUCAUCAACACUGCUAGCUUUGUCGCUCUGAUGGGAGCUGCUACUCCGCAGCUUGCAUACACCGCUAGCAAGGGAGCCGUUCUCGCUCUGACCCGUGAGUUGGCUGUUGUGCACGCCCGCGAGGGCUUCCGCUUCAACGCCCUCUGCCCCGGUCCUCUCAACACUCCCUUGCUGCAGGACUGGCUGGGCGACAACCACGCCAAACGUUUCCGCCGCGAGGUGCAUUUCCCCAGCGGCCGGUUCGGCGAGGCCAUUGAACAGGCUCAGGCCGUUCUUUUCCUGGCCAGCGAUGAGAGCAGCUUCGUCAACGGCACCGACUUUGUUGUUGACGGAGGAUUGAGCAAGGCCUACGUGACCGCGGAGGGCCCCGCCCCGGCCGCGCCUCAGAACCUCGGCCACUAA
Messenger RNA from Penicillium cinerascens, 828 nucleotides. RefSeq names its product putative short-chain dehydrogenase/reductase family protein. Lineage: Eukaryota; Fungi; Ascomycota; Eurotiomycetes; Eurotiales; Aspergillaceae. The transcript is spliced from 4 exons. The record is from RefSeq and is a predicted model, not a curated record. Bases 1 to 828 code for a protein of 275 amino acids.